Molecule: messenger RNA, 2534 nt
Organism: Glossina fuscipes
Lineage: Eukaryota; Metazoa; Arthropoda; Insecta; Diptera; Glossinidae
Product: mitochondrial intermediate peptidase
Exons: 3
Coding region: 332-2434 (700 amino acids)
Biological process (GO): peptide metabolic process
Cellular component (GO): mitochondrion
Molecular function (GO): metalloendopeptidase activity
Source: RefSeq, a predicted model, not a curated record
AAUUAAAAAGUGCAUUUUUUUUUAUUAUUAGAAUAGGUAGCCAUUAUGUUUAAUAACACUUUAAUGAUUGCACUAUAAGCCAAUGACCCGAAAAUUACAACACAUAUGUUAUCCAAAUUACCAGAAAAACUUAUUGGAAAGCAUCCAGAGAUCCCAAUAAAUAUUAAUAAAAUAAAAGUUGCUAUAAAAACAUUUUUAAGUGUUUUUACACUUGUGUCAAACAUAAAAAAAUAAAUUACUGGCACCACUAUUAAUUAUCAGCUGUUAAGUUAACAGCUAAUAAAAACAAGUGUUUUGUUAUCAUCAAGUUGUUUCCUCCAAAAAAAAACUAAUGUUUUGGAAACCGUAUACAGCAAAAUGUUGGGUAAAACAGUGGCGGCAACAGCGUCGGCAAUUGGUGACAACCUGGACGCCACUAGCUACGGCCUUCAAUUCACCUCCCUUUAAAAGGCUCAAUUUAACACGCAAUGAAGUGGGCCUUUUCGGAAUGGGUGAAUUACGCUCGUAUGAAGGUUUCUAUUUGAUGCGUGAAAAUGCAUCCGAUUUCGCCGAAACCCUAAUUAAGGAAGCUAUAUCAGCAGAACGCAAACGUAACAUUGUGCAAAUCUUUGACGAAUUGUCCGAUACGUUGUGCAAAGUGGCCGAUUUAUCGGAAUUUAUACGCAUUGCUCAUCCAAACGCAAAGUACAUGCAAGCCGCUGAAGAUGCCUGCAUUAAUAUUAGCAGUACAGUGGAGCAUUUAAAUACUCAUAAGGAAUUAUAUUCAGCUUUGAGUCGUGUUGUGCAAGCAGGAGAUGUUGUACCUACCACCGAAAUAGAUCAUCACGUUGCAAAAUUGUUUCUAUUCGAUUUUGAACAAUCUGGAAUUCAUCUGAAGGAAGAAGAACGCCAAAAGGUGGUACGCUUGAACGAUUACAUAUUACAGUUGGGUCAAAAGUUCAUGCAUGGUGCAUCUCAACCUACUGCAUUUCCUAGAGGUAAAGUCCCCGAGUCGAUCAGAAACUAUUUCCCCAGUGAAGGCGACACCAUUCUUGUUUCUGGCUUAUAUACGAGUUCUACGAAUCCUCAAGCACGUGAGGCUGCCUACCGUGUUUUCUUGUAUCCUUCAGUAAAACAAGAAGAAUUGUUGUCCGAUAUGAUAAAGUGUCGCCAUGUCCUAGCCCGUACUUGCGGUUUUGAAACAUAUGCCCAUCGGGCCUUAAAAGCCAGUACCGUAGAAAAGCCGGAAAUGGUUGAAGAAUUCAUCGACGUCUUGACGACGGAAUUAAAACCUAGGGCAGACAAGGAUUUUCGUACUAUGGAAAACAUGAAGCGACGAGAAUGUGGUAACUCGGACGUAACUGUAGCUGUUUGGGAUACGCCUUAUUUCACAUCUUUGAUGAAACGCAUCGCGUUAAACGCCAGCGCUGACGAAUUUUUACCUUAUUUUAGCUUAGGCGGCUGUAUGGAAGGAUUAAAUAAUUUGUUACGUUCACUUUACGGGAUUUCAUUGCAGAACACUCUCAUGGAGCCAGGUGAAGCAUGGCAUAGUGAUAUAUAUAAAUUGUCAGUGGUUCAUGAGAAAGAAGGUUUACUCGGUUAUAUUUAUUGUGACUUCUUCGAACGUGAAAAUAAACCUAACCAGGAUUGUCACUUCACCAUUCGAGGUGGUAAAUUAAUGCCUGACGGUAGCUAUCAAUUGCCGAUUGUGGUAGUAAUGUUAAACUUAUCACAACCACGAUGGACAGGUCCUACCCUGCUUACUCCGUCCCGCGUGGAUAAUCUUUUCCAUGAAAUGGGCCAUGCUAUGCACUCAAUGUUAGCGCGUACUGAAUAUCAACAUGUAACCGGUACACGUUGCAGUACCGACUUUGCCGAAGUACCCUCUGUACUAAUGGAAUAUUUUGCUAGUGAUCCCCGCGUGCUGCGCACUUUUGCUCGCCACUUUCAGACGCAUAAACCGAUGUCAGAAAACAUGUUGCAACGUCUAUGUAAUUCGAAGAAUUUGUUUUCAGCCAGCGAAACGCAAUUGCAAGUAUUUUACUCAGCUCUGGAUCAAGCAUAUCACGGAGACCCAAAAAAUCAAGGUUCCAACACUACAGAAACUUUGCGUAAAGUACAAGAAAAACAUUACGGUUUACCGUAUGUAGAAGAAACCGCUUGGCAAUUGCGUUUCUCUCAUUUAGUGGGCUACGGAGCCAAAUAUUAUUCGUAUUUGAUAUCAAAAAGCAUAGCUUCUCAAAUUUGGCAGACAUAUUUUGAGAAAAAUCCCUUUAAUCGUGAAGCUGGUGAGAAAUAUAGGCGUGAAGUUUUAGCUCACGGAGGCGGCGUACCUUCACGAAAUUUAGUUGCCAACUUCCUAAACUGUCAGCUCACUGCCGAAAGUCUCGCUAAAGGUUUAAUUCACGAAAUUGAUGUUAAUGACAAAAAAAUUGAAGAUCUUAUAAAAGUGUAAAGCAAUUAUUACGUGCAAGGAAAGACAUUUUUUUAAAAGCCAUAUAGUGAUCUAUUUGUAAACAUUUAAUUAAAAGUACUUUAACCUGCAGACUUAUGCU